Ipomoea triloba (trilobed morning glory) is the source of this 1398-nucleotide messenger RNA. RefSeq lists its product as uncharacterized. Lineage: Eukaryota; Viridiplantae; Streptophyta; Magnoliopsida; Solanales; Convolvulaceae. The transcript has 5 exons. Bases 1 to 1398 code for a protein of 465 amino acids. The record is from RefSeq and is a predicted model, not a curated record.
AUGUCGUAUACAGACAGAUUGAUUGUAACUGGUGUUAGUUUGAGAGAUGGAUCGGAGUUGGAUAAUUUGAGAAAGUUUCGUAGUUCUGAGCAAGUGAAAGAUCAUGUGAUACGUCGUGGUUUUAAGCAAGGGUAUAACCGUUGGAUAUGGCAUGGUGAAAGUCUACUUCCUAGUAGUAGUGGUGGUGCUUAUAAGGAAAAUGAUGAUAUUGAAAAGGGAAAAAGUAGUGAUGACGAUAAUGAUGGAGAUAAUGAUCGAAUAGAUGAAAUGAUUCGUGAUAUGCAAGGAGAUUGUAGUGAAAUGCCUCAUCUUAAAAGCAAAAAUGGAUAUAGUGAUAAGGGUUUCACGGAGUUAUUAGAACUUUUAAAGGACAUGUUUCCUGACAAUAAUGAACUUCCUAGUUCAACCUAUGAGUGUGGAGCGUCCCGUUAUAAGAGAAAAAACGUUGUUGAUGUUUGUGAGGAUAAGAAAGGGCCUCCAACAAAAGUGCUAUGGUAUCUACCUAUAAUACCAAGAUUCAAACGCUUGUUUGCAAAUCCAAACGAUGCAAAGAAUUUGCAGUGGCAUGCUAAAGGGAGAAAAGAUGAUGGAAAAUUAAGAAACCCAGCUGAUUCUCCUCAAUGGAGUAACAUUAAUAGGAUGUUUCCUGAAUUCGGUUGUGAAGACAGAAACCUUAGACUUGGGCUAUGUACAGAUGGAAUGAAUCCCCACGGAAAUAUGAGCAGUCGACAUAGCACUUGGCCAGUUCUUUUAGUGGUUUACAAUCUUCCUCCAUGGUUAUGUAUGAAGCACAUGUACAUCAUGUUAUCUUUGAUGAUUUCAAGACCUAAACAACCUGGAAAUGACAUAGAUGUAUACUUAACACCACUUAUUGAUGAUUUAAAAAUAUUGUGGAAUGAAGGUGUUGAUGUAUUUGACGCAUAUAGUCAAACCAACUUUACCUUACGUGCUAUGAUAUUUUGCACAAUAAAUGAUUUUCCAACAUAUGGUAACUUGUCUGGUUAUACUACUAAAGGAGCUAAGGCAUGUCCCAUUUGUGAGGAUGAAACAAAUGAUCUAUGGUUGAGUAAUAGUAGAAAGAAUGUGUUCAUGAGUCAUCGGAAAUUUCUCUCUAUUGACCAUCCUUACCGAAAGAAGAAAAAGCCUUUUAAUGGAAAAAUUGAGACUCGACUAACCCGGUUGCCAUUAUUAGGAACUACAAUUUAUGAACGAGUCAAAAAUCUAAAUGUUGAUUUGGGUAAAAUAGUUAAGACUUCUCAUAAGAGUCUUUGGAAGAAGAGGUCAAUAUUUUGGGAUCUACCAUACUGGGAGCAUCUAGAUGUAAGGCAUUGUAUUGAUGUGAUGCAAGUAGAGAAAAAUGUUUGUGACAGUAUUGUGGGGACACUAUUGAACAUUUAG